AUGAUCUCAAUCUAUCUUCUUACUCUCUCUUCCUUCCGUCAUUAUUUUUACAUUUUCUUUUGUUUGACUCCCUCUCUUUCUUUUCACUCUUUAUUCUUCUCGCCUAUCUCUUACCCCGUUUUCUCUUUUUAUUCAUUCUCUUCAAUCAUUAACUCUUUCUAUAUACACUUCUCGCGCUCGCGCGCGUGCACACUUCGCUACUUAAACUUUUAUUGUCUUUCGUGCUCGCUUUCACUUCUCAUUCUCUUUUUCUUCUCAUUCACCCUCUUCGUUCUCACUCUCACAUUUUUCUCGCUCUUUCCUCUCGCUCUUUCCAUUUCUAUUUUUAUCCUCUUUAUUUUUCUCACUCUCUAUGUCUUUUUAAUCUCUAAUUAUUCUCUCUCUCUCUCUCUCUUUUCUCACUCUCUGUUCCUUUUUAUUCUCUCAUUCAAUAUCUUCAUCUGCAUUGAUCUUUAUCCUUUUUCUCUCUUUCUGUUUUACAUUUUCUGCAUGACAAAAUUGAUGUCGUUUGCACUAUCAUAUUCAACAUUAUCACACAAGCAUUCUCUCUCUCUCUCUCUCUCUCUCUCUCUCUCUCUCUCUCUAUUGCCCAGUAAUGUGAUCUAUCUAUCUAUCUAUCUAUCUAUCUAUCUAUCUAUCUAUCUAUCUAUCUAUCUAUCUCAGUCUGUUCAUAUCUAUCUAUCUCUCACUCUAUUUAUAUCUAUAGAUAUAAACAGAUCUUCCUAUUGUCUUUUACCUUUAUACAUACAUAUCUAUCUAUCUAUCUAUCUAUCUAUCUAUCUAUCUAUCUAUCUAUCUAUCCCAGUCUGUUCAUAUCUAUCUAUCUAUCUAUCUAUCUAUCUAUCUAUCUAUCUGCCUUAUCAGUCUUUCUUCCACAAUUUUAUUUUGUUUUUUCUUUCAAAAACUUCUCUAACAUUUCACUUUUCUCUUUUUUAUUUUAUUUCAAACCACAGCUUUCUGAUUUUUCUCUUCCCUUCUCUGUCCAUCAUUCUUUUGCUAUUUCUUCCCCGCUCCCUCUUUCUCCCCCCCCCUCUUUCUCCCCGCUCCCUCUUUCUCCCCCGCUCCCUCUUUCUCCCCCGCUCCCUCUUUCUCCCCCGCUCCCUCUCUCUCUCUUUCACUUUCUCUCUCUCUCUCUCUCUUUCAUAG
Messenger RNA from Acanthosepion pharaonis, 1146 nucleotides. The record is from the annotation of a GenBank genome assembly. NCBI's taxonomy places the organism in Eukaryota, Metazoa, Mollusca, Cephalopoda, Sepiida, Sepiidae.